UGCUGGCCAACAUGUAUACGAAGUAAGUCACAGCGGGGGUCUAGGGUUCUACAUUUUCGACAAUGGCGAGUCGCUUCCCUGUCUCGACGGCACAGUUCUCUUCCACUGUCCAGGGUUGCGAGACGCAUUUCGUGCUAAGUGGCUAUGACGACCAUAUCAUGGUCCUUGCGACGCAAAUUGGAAGAAUGGGCACGAUCUUACAAGCCAGGAAGGAGGAAGGCGAAUGCGGGGAGCUCUCUUACAGCGUGAACGUUCUCAUGGGCCGGCGAGAUGAGCCUCUACUGGUUGCAUGUGCUCGACAGCUUAUAGAGCUCAUAAGCAACUCUGGCUCUUCGCGGUCAUUGGUUUUGUCUCUUGGAUUGAAAGAUCACUCCCAGGAAACGUUAAAAGAGAUCAUCAGGCUCGUCAUUGCAAACAAAGUUUGGUAGCGUGGCAACGCUAAGCUAAUGGCCUUAUACUUACAAGUUACAGUGGCCUGGCCUAGCUGCGAUGCGCACGGUGUAUCCUUAUCUUUACGUCGUAUUCCACUGACUGAAAGCUACUUUGGCAGCUCUCUUGGAUCUCUACUAGCCUGGCUUGCACGAAUUUAAGAUAGAAACCCUCGCAGAGUGAGGAGAGCUACCAGCACCACCGACUUGAGCCAUCCAUCCGUGUUGCUUUUUCCAGUGCAUCUUUUGUUUUCACGAGUCUUUUCGCUCCUCUCUUUCUGAUUUUUUUUUCUUUUUUUUUUUUGCGCCCUCUUUUGUGUCAGAAAGAUCUUCGAUUCCGUGGCUAUACAAGCUAUUAACGCAGCUGUCAAGUAAGUAGCACUUUCUAUCUUUUCUCUUUGUUCUAAGCUCACUGCCUUCUCAUGAGUGAGUGACGACGGAGAGGAGUUUCACUCCCAGCGGACUACUUGGCGGAUUCGGUAAAGGCCGAGGCAGUAAGUAGCUCGCGCUUGAUUGGUCGAAUCUUCGCCGCAGGACAGCGCUAACUUACAACGAGACAGAGAUGAGUUCCAUCGCAUGCUUGUGUCGCGUUUGCUGUCAUCCUUGUGGUCUGACACUCUUCUACCGCGCAGGCAAUUCAUCUUUUGGGUGGAGCGAGCGAGCUACGAAACAACGAAAAAGCUAUGAGCUUGAGAUGCCAUGCCAGCCAUCCGGAUGCCGUUGCGGGCGAAUCCUCGCAAAUAUGGGACAAGAUAAAACCAUCCGAAGGUGGUGGGGAAUGCGACAGCUACCUCACCGCGAAUGAUUCAUGCAUUUCAUCUCCAACAUUAAAGAAAUGGAGGGGCCUCUCUCUCGGCGCUCGCUGCCAAGUCGUUUCGUCCAUUUCCGAAGAAUGACAAAGUACCAAGAGAAACAAUAAACAAAUGGUGGCGAUGCAAACAACACUGCUUCUGCUGCUGCUGCUGCUGUGAGCUGCUGUGACUAUUCAUCGCUAACAAAAGAUAGAAAACAGGAAGUAAGUGCUGGCCCGAUUUAAGUUGUCUAACACAGGCAGGACCACCGGCACUAAGCCGUUGUUUUCAGGUGUGAUCGAUCAACAAAGUAAAGUCAAUUAUCGAUUCGAGACAAAGACAUUGAUUGUGUUGUACUCAGGCGCUUUGGUGAUUUCGGGGAGUGUUCAAAGCGAAAGGCAGUAGAGAGGUGCGAUGAUAAUGGCCAGCAGUGGUGUGAUGAGCCUGAACAGCUCGCCAGCUAGCCAGCCACAUCGCUCUCCUUUUCUCGUCGAAGUUUGCGAUCUGAUCUGUGCGCUGCGCUCCUGUGUAUCGAUCAGCCAAAACAAAGCCCAAUCCAAAGCGACGGUGGGCUCUAUUCGGAGUGAAAGCUCAAAACAAACGGGAAGCAGGGACCGAAUGGAAUAUCUUAACGGAGAUCAUGCCAAGAUUUCUGGAGCUCUCAUUCCUCCAUCGCAAACACCAAAGGGAAGCAUAAAACGAGUUUUCUAUAAGCCAAGAAGAAGAUCAUCGUUACAUGGUAUACGGAACCUCUCAAUUUUCUAGAAUAAAUGGCGAGAUCAAGCCAAUUGUUUUGUAAUACGAUUAAACUACGCUGGCCUGCGAUUCUUUU
Messenger RNA from Selaginella moellendorffii, 2051 nucleotides. RefSeq lists its product as uncharacterized. Bases 63 to 428 code for a protein of 121 amino acids. The transcript has 8 exons. Gene Ontology annotation, biological process: proteasome assembly. NCBI's taxonomy places the organism in Eukaryota, Viridiplantae, Streptophyta, Lycopodiopsida, Selaginellales, Selaginellaceae. The record is from RefSeq and is a predicted model, not a curated record.